This is a messenger RNA of Lycium barbarum (goji berry), 369 nucleotides long. RefSeq lists its product as uncharacterized. NCBI's taxonomy places the organism in Eukaryota, Viridiplantae, Streptophyta, Magnoliopsida, Solanales, Solanaceae. The record is from RefSeq and is a predicted model, not a curated record. The coding region runs from base 1 to 369 and encodes 122 amino acids. The transcript has 2 exons.
AUGGCUCCGUUUGAGGCACUUUAUAGGAGGAAGUGUAGAUCACCUAUUGAGUGGUUUGAUGCGUUUGAGGUAAGACCUUGGGGUACUGAUUUGCUAAGAGAGUCUCUAGAUAAAGUCAAGCAGAUUCAAAAAAAUCUCUUAGCAGCUCAGAGUAGGCAGAAGGAGUAUGCAGAUCGAAAGGUCCUGGAUCUUGAGUUUAUGGUUGGGAAACAAGUGUUGUUAAAAGUCUCACCUAUGAAGGAUAAGAAUUUAUCCUAUGAGGAAGAGCCUAUUAAAAUAUUGGAUGGAGAGGUGUGUAAGUUGAGGUCGAAGGAAAUCGCGUCAGUUAAGGUCCAGUGGAAGAAUCGACCUGUUGAGGAAGCCACUUAG